Molecule: messenger RNA, 639 nt
Organism: Adineta ricciae
Lineage: Eukaryota; Metazoa; Rotifera; Eurotatoria; Adinetida; Adinetidae
Source: the annotation of a GenBank genome assembly
AUGACAAUUCCGUUUUCUAUCCGUUUUUACCUUUAUCUUCCUCUUCUUAUUCCAUCCAUACCAUGUUCGAUCUUCGUUCUCUAUCAUUUUCUUACCAACCGAACGCUUCGUCGUGCUCUUAACAAUCAUGUCAUUAUUCUUAUUCUUUUUCUCGGUCUUCUCUACGAAUUAACCGAUGUUAUUUGGCUCAUACAUUAUUAUCGAGUUCGGACUACCUUAUUUCAAACAUCCACAUUCUGUCUCCUGUGGGUUUUCAUCGACGUUGGUAUAUUUGUCACAAUAACAAACUUAGUCGCAUGGGCAUCAAUUCAACGACAUAUUCUCAUUUUCCAUGACACAUGGGUAACAACAAAACGAGGUCGUUUAGUGUUUCAUUACAUACCUUCAUUCAUCUGUUUUCUUUAUCCCAUUAUGUUCUAUGCAUACGUUUUCUUUAUUUUUAAUUGUGAUCAACCACUCAACUAUAAUAUCAUUCGCUGUGGUUAUUCCUUCUGUGCUGAAUAUGAUCCAAUCAUUGGAAAGUUUGACGGCAUCUUUCCUGCUUUUUGUUCGUAUAUUAUUGCAAAAGCGGCGUUUGCGUCAACGCAUUCACUGGCGAAAUUAUCGCAAAAUGGCCGUUCAAAUAUUAUCCAUUUCUAG